UCGAUACAUCCGUAGAGCGGGAACCUUAAAAAAUAUACAGGGUGUCUGACACAGGAGUACCCCUGCGAAAAAUGGUGGUGGUUUCGGUCAGACCGAGAAGGAAAAUCGUGUACCAUUUUUUACACAAUUCGCAAUGGUUAUCGAAUAAUUUAUUGAGAUGGCUGAGCGAAUGAGCUACCGCCAUUUUUCGUAGGGGUGCUCUUGCGUCGGACACCCUGUUACAUACAGGGUGUUCGGAAAUUCAAGUCGGAGGCAACAAUAAGAAUCGCUUUUUGUAAAUGAACCUGGGCUCGGAAACGCGUCAUCACAUUGCUACGGCGUACAGAUAGCGCAUUGUAGAUUAGACUUGAAUGUUUUACAAUGUUUGUCCUUUCUAUACAAUUGUAACGUGACAAUUGCCUUCGACAAAUAUUUUCUCCAUUUUGACUUGGACAUUUAAAUAUUUCUUACUUAUGACAGAUUGCAUAAGUAUUUAUAUAUUUUUUUUUAUAUGUAGUACUUUUUUUUAAGUAUUGCUCAUCUGCGCUUUAGAAUGAGAAAUGCUAUGCUGAUAUACUGCUUUUAUUUAUCAAAAAAUUAAAUAAAUGUCUACAAGAUCAAGAAUAGCCUUUCUUUACAAUGUUACAAACAAAGCACUUAUUUUACUUUUGAAUACAUCUCUUGCAACACUUGAUUAAGAAAGAAAUCAUUCUCGAAGCAAUUUUAUUCACACAAACAAUAAACUUUGCUUUUGUUUCCCUCAUCUUAAAACUGGUCAUAAAAGAAAUUAAACGUUUGUCUUAUUAUAUAAAAUACCAAUUUCGGGAGUCUAGGAUCGGUAUGCAUAGUCAAAUUUUAUAUUCAAGACUGUCUUAAGAUUAUCUUUAGAUACUCCAUAGACAAUGAAAUUCUAUACAAUAUCUUUAAAUAAACUCAAGACGAUCUUGAACAUAAGAUCCGACUAUGAAUAUUGCCCUAGACGUUAACAUGACAAAAAUGCAUUAAUAUACAAAUAACAGAUAGUAAAUGAACGAUAGUAGAGGAAGGCAGUUAACGUAAUAACAUGGUUUGCAGCGUUGUCUUCUUUAGGUGCGUUCUGUCACACGAUGUGCGUAAUGCAUCAUUUAUCCUUGUAAUUCACCAGAUAUUAAGUAAGGAACGCACCCUUUAUCGUCGCAGUUGUUGCGCUCAAGACAUUAGAUUUUUAAGUUUCAACUGAGGAUUUAAAUUUACAAGAUGUCCGUCGACACGUGUAACAAAGUCACGCACUGUAUCUUCGAUAUGGACGGCUUGUUGCUUGAUACAGAACAUCUGUAUACGAAGGCCUUCAACCGUAUCACCAAUCGUUACGGCAAGGAGUACACGUGGGAGCACAAGGUGCAUCUGAUGGGUCUCAAGCCCAAGGAUGCUAUCGAGUGUGUAAUUAAAAUGUUGGAAUUGCCGUUGACAGUGGACGAAUUCAAGCAGGAGAUUAUUGGGAUCUACCAGGAGUUGUUUCCACAGACCAAUCCCAUGCCAGGCGCCGUUCGGUUACUUAAGCACCUGAAAGAGAACAACGUUCCGAUUGCGUUAGCCACGAGUUCGGACCAAGAAAACUACGAGUUGAAAACCAGACGCUGGCACGAUCUCUUCGAGCUCUUCCAUCACAAAGUGCUCGCCGGCUCGGAUCCCGAGGUCGCACAUGGAAAACCAGAACCCGACAUAUUUCUCACAGCUGCCAAGCGGUUCCUCGACAAUCCGGAUCCUUCGAAGUGUCUGGUCUUCGAAGAUGCGCCGAAUGGCGUAAAAGCGGCACUUAACGCUGGCAUGCAAGUUGUUAUGGUGCCGGAUCCGAUGCUUCCCAAACAUUAUACGAGUGAGGCAACUUUGGUCUUGGACAGCCUCGAAAAGUUUCAACCGGAGAAGUUCGGAUUGCCGCCGUAUACGACGUAGCGUGUCCUUCUCUUGGUUUAUCG
Messenger RNA from Vollenhovia emeryi, 1934 nucleotides. Its product is annotated as pseudouridine-5'-phosphatase-like. NCBI's taxonomy places the organism in Eukaryota, Metazoa, Arthropoda, Insecta, Hymenoptera, Formicidae. The transcript is spliced from 4 exons. The record is from RefSeq and is a predicted model, not a curated record. Gene Ontology annotation, molecular function: phosphatase activity. Bases 1216 to 1911 code for a protein of 231 amino acids.